GAGGGGAGGGGCCGGAAGCAACUCUACGCUUCCUGGUUGCUAAGAGACAGGGCUUCCACAAGCCAGACCGAGGUUCUCCGGCUUCUUUUCCUCCCUUUUUCUGCUUCAGCGUCACCGAAUCCGGCUACCAUGUCGGACCCAGAAGCUGACAGCUUGCGAAGGACCUUUCCCUCUUACAUGGCGGAGGGCGAGCGGCUGUAUCUGUGCGGAGAGUUCUCUAAAGCCGCCCAUAGCUUCAGCAACGCUCUUCACCUUCAGAAUGGAGAUAAGAACUGCCUGGUUGCCCGAUCCAAGUGCUUCCUGAAGAUGGGAGAGCUGGAGAAGUCCCUGAAGGAUGCUGAGGCUUCACUCCAGAGUGACCCGACUUUCUGCAAGGGAAUUUUACAAAAGGCUGAGACCCUGUACACCAUGGGAGACUUUGAGUUUGCCCUGGUGUUCUAUCAUCGAGGCUACAAGCUGCGGCCUGACCGAGAAUUCAAAGUUGGAAUUCAGAAAGCUCAGGAAGCCAUCAACAACUCAGUGGGAAGUCCUUCUUCAAUUAAGCUAGAGAACAAAGGGGACCUCUCCUUCUUAAACAAGCAAGCUGAGAGUAUGAAAGCCCAGCAGAAGCCUCAUCCCAUGAGACAACUCUUACAUCACCCCAAGAGAGAGUCCAAGCGGAAGGGCUCGCUCAAGAGUGAGAAGAUUGUCCGCCAGCUCCUGGGCGAGCUCUACGUGGACAAGGAGUAUCUGGAGAAGCUCCUAUUGGAUGAAGACCUGAUCAAAGGCACCAUCAAGCAUGGCCUGACCGUGGAGGACCUCAUCAUGACAGGCAUCAACUACCUGGACACCCGCAGUAACUUCUGGAGGCAGCAGAAGCCCAUCUAUGCCAGGGAGCGGGACCGGAAGCUGAUGCAAGAGAAAUGGCUAAGGGACCACAAGCGCCGUCCCUCACAGACGGCCCAUUACAUCCUCAAGAGCCUCGAGGACAUCGACAUGUUGCUGACCAGUGGCAGUGCUGAUGGCAGCCUUCAGAAAGCUGAGAAAGUGCUGAAGAAAGUGCUGGAAUGGAACAAAGAGGAGGUGCCCAACAAGGACGAGCUGGUCGGAAACUUGUACAGCUGCAUAGGGAAUGCCCAGAUUGAGCUGGGGCAGAUGGUCGCAGCCCUGCAGAGCCACAGAAAGGACUUGGAGAUCGCCAAGGAAUAUACAGGGUUUGAGUGGAAAGAACUGACCCUGGUUCUUCACAUUCCCAGGUGGGAGGAGAAGAUCCCUCUGGCAAAAACCACCCUGGAGAAGACCUGGUUGUUCCACGAGAUCGGCCGCUGCUACUUGGAGCUGGACCAGGCCUGGCAAGCCCAGCAUUACGGUGAGAAGUCCCAACAGUGUGCUGAGGAAGAAGGGGACAUCGAGUGGCAGCUGAAUGCGAGCGUUCUGGUGGCUCAGGCACAAGUCAAGCUGAGAGACUUCGAGUCGGCCGUGAGCAACUUUGAGAAGGCCCUGGAGAGAGCGAAGCUGGUCCACAACAACGAGGCGCAGCAGGCCAUCAUCAGUGCCUUGGAUGAUGCCAACAAGGGCAUCAUCGAAGAGCUGAAGAAAACAGACUACAGGGAGACGCUGAGAGAAAAGAAAGAGAGAGAAGAGGCCACUGAAUUAGAAACCUUGAGAGCAGCGGUGGCAGGGAAGGAGAAGGAAAGCGCGAGAAGAGCGAGAGACGAGCCCGAGAAGGUGAUGAAGCACUGGGAGCGAGAGCUAGCUGACAGUGAGAAAGAGACGGAAGACGAGUUGUCUCAGGAAACUCUGAGGGUCGCAGCGAGUGGACAUGAAGAAAACAGGCAGAGAGAAGCAGGGGAAGCCAGCUCCUUCAGAACAGGGCUGGGAGCCACAGGGCAAGACUCAGGAGAUGUUGCCAAGGGAGUGUCCAGAGACCUGGGCACAGGAAGCGAGGGAGAGGAGAACGGGAAACCGUUAGAAGUGGGCAGAAUGGAAUCAAGAGAAAUUUACAGGAGGCCUUCAGAGCUGGACCAGAAACCCUUAGGAGAAUUAAGCAGAAGGAAAUCGCAAGGACUGGGGAGUCAAGUUUCAGAAGACAACAGAAGAGAGUCAGAAGAAAUAGGGAAAACAGAACUGGGAGAAACAGCAGAAGUGACAAAGGCAGAAAAUGGUGAAAACGUGGAAGAAGGUGAAAAAGAAGAUGAAUAAAGCAGCAGGCAUCAGGACUAGGGACCUUGGGGAUCUUAUUCAACUGGACUUGAAAUUUCAGGCUGAGAUUUUUCUUUCAUAGGAGAACAGGUGGACUGGGCUCCUCCACAGGUCGCCUCUGCCUCUUUCUGUUACUGUUUUCCUUUCAAUAGAUAUCUCUCACUCUUACAAACCCCGAGUCUGUCAUUUUGCCUCCCUGUUCACCCACAAGAGCCUUAGAGAAUGAGGACCCGGCUCGGGGUACCCCUCUCCAAGCAGAACGCUGACCUUACCCUGGCCAGG
This is a messenger RNA of Callorhinus ursinus (northern fur seal), 2463 nucleotides long. NCBI's taxonomy places the organism in Eukaryota, Metazoa, Chordata, Mammalia, Carnivora, Otariidae. The record is from RefSeq and is a predicted model, not a curated record.